AAUGAGUGCAGACGGAGGAGGCAGGCUGAAACCGGCACAAAGUUCUCUCUCUCUACACACACACAUACACACACAUUCACCAACACUGGAACUUAGAGGCCCAGGUGGACAGAUAAAGCUGUGAAGCAAAGAGGAUCACAACGCUCAAAAAGCAAAAGGACUUUGAAAGAGAAGAGGAAAGAAAGAGAGAAACACGGCUACCUGAGUGCGUGUACGUGUGUGUGUGUGCUGAAGUUUAUUGAAGAGCUCGUGAUCAUGAUCAUGUACGGUUAGGAUGGUGCUGCGAUCCGGUUCCACCAGGGGAGCCUUGCUGAAGUUCGUGACCCCAGCGUGACCUCUGCACGUGAUGGGUGAGACUGGUAAGAUGGCGAAGCCAUGCAUGGGUCUGGUGCUGGUCGAGUUCGGGUACGAGUACAAGAACCAAGAUGGCUGCAUGGUGUCCAUCAAACCUAAUGAGAGGUACACACUCCUGGCCAAGACCAAUGACCACUGGUGGCACGUACGCAAAGAUGAGUGCACCAAGCCUUUCUACAUCCCCGCCAAAUAUGUGAAGGAACUACCGUCAACUUUGCCAUCGCCCCUUGACUUCGUCGACGUCCCUGCGCCCAAGCCGACACCUCCCAGUGUUUCCGAUGUCACAGAGAAGGCCAAGUCCAAUGAGGUAACCAUCAGGACACGCUCUCCAGGGAACCACCGCAAGAUAGACAACCGCAUGUCCACAUUUGGUGUCCCAUUAGACAUCCACGAGCCUCCAUCAUACAUGUACGGAGGUUCAGCGGACCCCAUCAUUUCCCUACACCCAGUCUCUACUUCAGAACCAGCGAAGCCCAAGAGAAGUAUCACUCCAAACUUGUUACUGGCCUCCCAUGAGUCGUCACAGAAGCCUCGAGCACCGAGCCUGAGCCCCACUGACCUGCUGCUUCGCCAGGCCAAACCUGUGGAGCCACCGGUACUCAAGAACAUGAUCGACACCAGGCCCCAGGGACUGCAGCUAAAGCCUGAGCCGCUCAUCGAGCCAGAGGAGGAGUCCAGCCAGGAGCACACACCUUCUUCGGAAUCGGAGAAUAUUUAUGAAUCCAUAUCGGAUUUGAACCUGGAUGAUUUGGUGAAGACGGAACCUGCUGCUCAGCACGAUCCUGCUCAGAGUCCACACUCAACUGCACUGCAGGGAAAGCAGGAACGUGAGAACCCCACUGUAGCGGUGUAUGCUAACGUCACUGAGCUGAAGAAGCUCUCACCUCGUAUGCAUCCGUCUUCCAUCUCCACCUGCUCAUCUCCCAGUCUCCCUCUCAGCCCCGCUCCGGACUCACCUGAAUGGGAGGAGCAACCUGAGCAGGACAACGGCAAAAUGUUUUACCCUGCCACACACCCUCAUAGCCCCACUCUGCCCAGAGUCAUGGACUCCCCACCUCUGCCUGCUCCAUCAGUGCCUGCUCCAUCCUCACUGCCUCCGACUGUCUCGCAGGGAUCUGAAUGGAUCCAGCUCCUAGACGAGACCUCGGGGAGACCCUAUUACUACAACACCACACUGAAUCAGACAACCUGGGACGCUCCCGAGUUGCUCAGCCUUCAGCAGGAAGGACCGCCCCCUUUACCAGAAGAGGAUUACCCCGCAAAUGAUCAUGAGGUUCAGGACGUCCCCUUCAGAGACACGCCCCUGUCCCCGGUCAAACUGCCUGUCCUGCCUCGGCUCACUCUGGACCCCAGAACCCCUGUACCACACGGCUGGAGCUGCUCUACGGCUCCUGGAGGAAAAACAGUCUUCACCAAUGACCACACAAACCAACAGUGGAUCCAGUCGAAGGAUGAGAAAGGCCAGACGUAUUAUUACCUGAAGGACGGCUCCGUGUCUCAGUGGAACCUUCCGGAGGUGUCAGCGUUGGGGAACGGCGUGGAGCAGGAUGUGCUGAAGAGCCCGAGGCUCGGCCCACAGGAAGACACGCAGAAGUUUGUUCCGUCCCACCGCAGGAUCGCUUCUGAUUACAGCACGGAUUCAUCGAGCACAGGGACCUCGACAGACACACAUCAGGAGGACGACGUGAGGCGGAGGAGGAAUCUGUCCAGCACAGACGCACACCUCCACCACCCUCACCACCCCCACCACCUCCACCACCCUCACCACCCUCACCACCUCCACCACCCUCACCACCUCCACUACUCUCACCACCAUGCGUCACUGCUGGAGAAGGCUGGCAUUCUCAACAAGACCAAAAUAGCAGAUAACGGGAAGAAACUGAGGAAGAACUGGGCUCAGUCAUGGACCGUACUUCAUGGAGGAAUUCUCACCUUCUACAAGGAUCCCAAAUCCAAUCCGAGUGGGCAUGUGACUAAGACGAAUCAGAUCGUCCCAGAGUUCACCGUGGAGCUGAGAGGAGCUUCAGUCGGCUGGGCCUCCAAGGACAAGUCCAGCAAGAAGAACGUCCUGGAGCUAAAGACUCGUCAAAGCUCAGAGUAUCUGAUACAAUACGACACUGACAGCAUCAUCCACGACUGGCACAAGAUCAUCCAGGAGACCAUUAAACAUUUGGAUCAUGAACAUGACACGGAGGAUGAGGAUGAUGAGGUCAUGGAGAAAUUGCCCCAGCCUGGAGAGAAAGAGAGGAAGAACACCACCCCAGCGACGAGACAGAGCUCCUCAGGCGCUGCGGAUUCGGAGCAGAGACGCGUUCGCACCAAACUGCGCAAGUUCCUCCAGAGGAGACCGACGCUGCAGUCCGUCAAGGAGAAAGGCUACAUCAAAGACAACGUCUUUGGCUGUCACUUGGACACCUUGUGUCACCGGGAGAACACCACCGUCCCCAGAUUUGUGGAGAAGUGUAUAAAGUCCGUGGAAAGGAGAGGAUUAAACAUCGACGGGAUCUACAGAGUGAGCGGGAACCUAGCGGUCAUCCAGAAGCUCCGGUACAAAGCUGAUCACGAGGAGGAUCUGGAUCUCGAUGAUGGUCAGUGGGAGGAGAUUCACGUCAUCACCGGAGCGCUCAAGCUCUUCUUCAGGGAGCUUCCCGAGCCGCUGUUCCCCUACAGCUUCUUCGACAAGUUCAUCGCUGCCAUCCAAGUCAGCGAUCCGAGUCAGAGGGUGUCGUAUAUGCGAGACUUGGUGCGAGCUUUGCCUUUACCCAACCACAACACCAUGGAAGUGCUGUUCAGACACCUGUGCAAGGUGGUUGAUCACUGCGACUCAAACCGGAUGUCUUUCCAGAGCAUGGCCAUCGUCUUCGGUCCUACUUUGCUCCGGCCCGAGGAGGAAUCAGGAAACAUGGCCGUCCAUAUGGUCUUCCAGAACCAGAUCGUGGAGCUCAUCCUCAACAAGUUCAAUGAGGUUUUCUCUCCCAGAUGAGCCGCUCAGCCUGAGUGUCGCACCUGAAACUGUGCUUGGGCUGGAGUGAGCUUUCAGCGGAUUCUGUGGAUCUGAACUGUGAACACUCAGGCUACAGCUCAUUAACUGUACAUUUGGAUUUCCUGUGGAGGUGGAAUGAAAGGACCAGAACGGAUUACACAGCAAUCACAGGUUCUUCUAUUUGGCUGGAUUAGCCACUGGGUUAAGAUGGAUUAUCAAAAUGCAGACUUCAGGAGCUCGUUCAGAUCUUUUAUAGUGACACUGAAAUGAACACGGCACUUCAUUGGCGUGGAUGAAAAUUUCCUCUCACGAAAUCAUGACGACUGGUGAGGAGCGAUAGAGAACAUCCUCGACGUGUUUCACCUCAAGCUCCAAACUCAGCAAGCCGUUGUAUAGAAAUUGCCAGUGGUGUAUUUUAUUUCAUGGUGGUGUAUCCAGGUUAGGCUUGUGCGAUAUAAAAUUUUGCCCUGCUCACAGUUUUUUAAAUGGAAAACUAUUGCAUGAGCGAUUUAAUCACCCAGAGCUUCUAGCCUUAAAAAAAAAGAGUAUUUCCAGCACUUCAGCUUCAGAGGAGCGUGUAACAAUCACCAGCUGUACACUGUAAAACCCGAUAAGGUCACUGAGCUCAAA
This is a messenger RNA of Neoarius graeffei (lesser salmon catfish), 3967 nucleotides long. It is a transcript of the gene arhgap27l, whose product is annotated as Rho GTPase activating protein 27, like. NCBI's taxonomy places the organism in Eukaryota, Metazoa, Chordata, Actinopteri, Siluriformes, Ariidae. Gene Ontology annotation, biological process: signal transduction; regulation of GTPase activity. The transcript has 19 exons. Gene Ontology annotation, cellular component: cytoplasm. Gene Ontology annotation, molecular function: protein binding. The record is from RefSeq and is a predicted model, not a curated record. Bases 347 to 3337 code for a protein of 996 amino acids.